Molecule: messenger RNA, 2707 nt
Organism: Xiphophorus maculatus (southern platyfish)
Lineage: Eukaryota; Metazoa; Chordata; Actinopteri; Cyprinodontiformes; Poeciliidae
Gene: thrb
Product: thyroid hormone receptor beta
Exons: 11
Coding region: 583-1830 (415 amino acids)
Biological process (GO): cell differentiation; thyroid hormone receptor signaling pathway; positive regulation of transcription by RNA polymerase II
Molecular function (GO): RNA polymerase II cis-regulatory region sequence-specific DNA binding; nuclear receptor activity; zinc ion binding
Source: RefSeq, a predicted model, not a curated record
AAAAACAGACAUUAAAAAAACCCUUAAAAAAAGAAAAAAAGAAAGUACUUUGGAGUUUGUAAUUAGGGCGAGGCUUUGUUCCUGCCCUUGAACCAGCUCUCGGAUUCCCCGCAGCGCCAACUUCUUGUGCUACAACGUUCAGUCUUAGUGCUGUCUCGUCGUGUUUUUCUUCCUCUUUUUGUAAUUUCUUCAUGACUUGUUUUCGGCUCCAUGUUCAAGUUCUCGGCCGUCACGGACCGUGGUAGUCGCGCACGCGUUCCGCAGCGCGCAGGCACACGCGCGCGGGUGUAGCCCCUCGCCUGGUUUGCACUGGCACGGGUCAUUUCAGGUUAGAGCCUGGCGCUGUGUCCCGUUAAGCUUGGCCCACGGAGAGCAACACUGGAUCCAGCUGAGGUGGAAUGCACGGCCAGUAGGACACCGAUUCGUUUCUGGAUACAAGCUUCGUGGUGCAUAUGCGGUGUACCUCUCGGGGAGCUCAGCUGCUCCUCAGCUCAGCUCACACUCAGCCUUCAGCCCUUCCUCUGGUUCCCAGAUGUCUGAGGAGGCUCUGAGGAUGUCAUCCUGGCCUUGAAGCCCACCAGUAUGUCAGAGCCUGCAGAGAAAUGCUCCCCCUGCUGGAAGGAUGAGGCUGUUCAAAACGGUUACAUACCGAGCUACCUGGACAAGGAUGAGCUGUGUGUAGUAUGCGGGGACAAAGCCACAGGCUACCACUACCGCUGCAUCACAUGCGAAGGCUGCAAGGGGUUCUUCAGGAGAACCAUUCAGAAGAACCUGAACCCGACCUACGCCUGCAAGUACGAAGGGAAGUGUGUCAUCGACAAGGUGACGAGGAACCAGUGCCAAGAAUGUCGCUUCAAGAAGUGCAUAGCGGUAGGAAUGGCAACAGACUUGGUUCUGGACGACAGCAAGAGGCUGGCCAAGCGGAAGCUGAUCGAGGAGAACCGGGAGCGCCGGCGGAAGGAGGAGCUGCAGAAGACGGCGUGGGACCGACUGGAGCCCACCCAGGAGGAGUGGGAGCUCAUCCGCCUGGUGACGGAGGCCCACAUGUCCACCAACGCUCAGGGCAGCCACUGGAAGCAGAAGAGGAAAUUCCUGGUCGAGGAAGCAAUGCUUCUUAAUGAAAUAACAUGUAAUUUAUUCUAUACUUCUGACCAGAGUGCAGCAGGGGUGAAGGACACUAAGCCUGAGGAUUGUGGUCAAGCCUCCAUGGUCAAUGCAGCGGAGGAAAACAAAGUGGAUAUUGAAGCCUUCAGUCAGUUUACAAAAAUUAUCACCCCUGCCAUAACCCGAGUGGUGGACUUUGCCAAAAAACUGCCAAUGUUCUGUGAGCUGCCUUGUGAAGACCAGAUCAUCCUGCUGAAAGGUUGCUGCAUGGAGAUCAUGUCGCUGCGAGCGGCCGUACGCUACGACCCGGACAGCGAAACCCUCACGCUCAACGGGGAAAUGGCAGUGACUCGAGGUCAGCUGAAAAACGGAGGACUGGGCGUGGUGUCGGACGCCAUCUUUGAUCUGGGCGUGUCGUUGGCCUCCUUCAACCUGGACGACUCUGAGGUGGCUCUCCUGCAGGCUGUAAUCCUUCUGUCAUCCGAUCGUCCAGGCCUGACCAGCGUGGAACGAAUCGAGCGCUGCCAAGAAGAGUUCCUGCUGGCCUUCGAACAUUACAUCAACUACCGCAAGCACAAGGUGGCGCACUUCUGGCCCAAGCUGCUGAUGAAGGUGACGGACCUUCGCAUGAUCGGCGCCUGCCACGCCAGCCGCUUCCUCCACAUGAAAGUGGAGUGUCCCACCGAGCUGUUCCCUCCGCUCUUCCUGGAGGUCUUCGAGGACUGACCAACGGACGGCAGUGUAUGAGUGUGUAUGGACUGUGUGUACAUGCGUUGUCCAAAGCCUGGGCGCCCUGGUGGUCUCGGGGGCGGUACCAGCCGGAGGCCCGUCUCCCCGAACUCUCUGAUAGCACUACUGAGUGUCACUUCAUUCCAUAGUUUAGGACUAGCUCCCUGGUCUAGUUUUGGAUGAAACCAUUCCUCACAUUGCGGGUACAUGUGAAUAGCCUUUAUUUCUUUUCCUGGUUUGUCGUUAUUUUUGUGCAUAUAACCUCUCACCUCCAAUUUGACUCUAGUUUUUUUUUCGUUUUUGACAAUUGUACAGUUGGCAUAAUGGUGAUCUUCUUAACAGCUGUUUGAACGUUAGAAACUAUGGAGAUAUUGUUUUUUUUUUCCUUCAUGUUCUACAGAAACUCAGUGAAAGUUGACCUGAUGCAGAGAAUCGGAGCAGCUCUGAUGAUUCUCCAUUUGGUUUCUGGUUCGUUCACUUUGUCCUGAGGAAUCCCACUGUCUCCUGACUCACUCCGUAAACCAGCUGCUCAUAUCAAAUAAAGCUGCGUUCAGAAGCUCUCGGAAAAAUCUGAACUUUGGAAGCAGGCAGCCGCUGCGAAUGAGCUGCACAACCCCCACUGUUCUGCUGCACACUGUGAGGCAGCUGGCUGAAAGAAGUCUGCUGCACUUUUCUCACUCUUACUAGAAAAACAGACAAAACACAAUAAAGUAGCUGGUAAACAUGAAAGACGUCUGUCAGUCAGCUGCUGCUGUUAUUCUAUAGUAAGCAGAACCAAAUGUUCUGUUCUGCACAAUUAGCAACUCGUACAUUUCGUCUAGUUCUUAUUUAAAGUCGCAAUCUAAAUAAAAACAAACAACAUCGUCGUAAUAUA